Molecule: messenger RNA, 2089 nt
Organism: Vespula vulgaris
Lineage: Eukaryota; Metazoa; Arthropoda; Insecta; Hymenoptera; Vespidae
Product: intraflagellar transport protein 74 homolog
Exons: 2
Coding region: 215-2089 (624 amino acids)
Biological process (GO): cilium assembly; intraciliary transport involved in cilium assembly
Cellular component (GO): intraciliary transport particle B; cilium; centrosome
Molecular function (GO): beta-tubulin binding
Source: RefSeq, a predicted model, not a curated record
ACGGCGCGCGUACGUUAGGUCUCGCGGAAUCGUACGUUAGGUCUCGUUGCCAUGGCGAUAAGAACGAAAACAUCGACGCGUCAACAACGCUUCAUAUUUCAUACUCUCCUUCGCUGUUGCGUCGCGCGUAGGAAAGCAAGGUAGAGAAAAACAAAGAAACGAUAAAGAAAAAACUAUUCGAGCAUCGGUUUUGGCAUAGCGCCAUACUUCUCCGAUGGAUCUUGAAAGAGCAGGGAACGAAAGGCAAAUGGAAAGACCGGUGACCCGUUGGCGCCGUGAGACGCUCGACAAGGCCGCGAAAAAGAUCGAAAGCAACGAAAUCGAGAGACCGACGUCUAGAAGAGGGAUCAAGGAGGAGCUCGAGGAGUACGGUAGUUUUCGAUCCGCGACUCCUGCGGCCCGAAACGCGCCGUUGGCCGUCAGGGCACCCUCGGCCUCUAUCUCGGGUUUGUCUCGUUUGAAUACGGGACUGUCGAUGCCCGGUCUGGAAAGGCCCAUCACCCAGCACGGAAUCGCCUCUAUCCGACCCGGGACUGGCAGAGGCACGUCGAUGACAAGACAAGUUCAGGACAAAAGGUAUUACGAGGGACUCGUACAAUUGAAAAUGCGAGAAUUAUCGCAAGAGAUGGCGGCUAUCCUACGGGACAUCGAUAUGCAGAACAAGGAAAGGGCCACUAUAUUGCAUUACGAUAAAAGGGCGAAGGAUCUGGCAGGCGAAUUAACGGCGUUGCAGGGAGAACUCGCCGAUUAUAACAUCGUCGUCGACAAAAUGAGCUCGAACGUUGAAAAGGAGUCGGUGGAUCAAGAGGCCAAAGAGCUCUUCUCGAAAAACGAACGGUCCAUGGCCGAGAUAGAGGAUAUGUUCGAGCGCAGGCAAGAAAUGGAGCAACGAUCGCGCAGAACGGAGAAGGAAAUAGAAACGGAGAGGGAACGUACGGAAAAAUUGGUCGAGAUGAUGGAUCCAGCUGCGAGAGAAAGAUACGAGAAACUGCGCAAGGAAAAGGUUCGAGUCGAGGGAACGAUCGCCGGUAUGCAGGAAGAACUCGAGGAAUUGUCGAGGGAACAGGACCAUUUCGAGGAACAAAUGGCGCUCUCUCCUUUGAAACAGGAAGCCGUCAAGUUACACGUUAAGACGAUGGACGCCGAGUACAAGAGGGACAAACUGAGGGAGGAAGAGAGGAACAGGUUGUCGCCUGAGAAAGAGAGGGAGCAAUUACUGGUAAAGAUCAAACAAGAUAAUAUGGACAUGGCUGCCGCGGAGGCGCAACUCGCGAGUAAAAAGAAACGUCUGGCCGAGGUGGAGAUGGAAUUGGAACGUUUGGAGACGGAUUUGGAGGAUGGUAAAACCGACAAACAAACGAAAUACAAAGAGCUGCGAAAGCGGGAGGAAGUUAUGGAGCAAUUCGCUGCCACCUUUGACGAAAAUAAAGCCGAAGAAAUGGAAAGGAUAAGGAAAUUGGAGGUAUCGAUCGUCGAGUACUUGGAAAGGAUAUCGAAUGCCGGUGGGACCGGCGAUAGGAAUUUAACGAGGACCGAGGAGUCCUUGAUUCUAGAUAACUCCAACUACGACGGUUAUUACGACAUCGAGCGUACGCCGAACGAUCGAAGUUUCCAAGUGCUAAGCAACGAUUACAUCGAUUUAAAGGAGACAUUGCGCAAGUUGGAAAUAUUAGAGAAUAAAUUGAGAUCGGAGAUCGGCGACGAACGAACGCACGGCAGGGAUCAUGAAUCGACCCGAUCGGAAGAUUUCGAUGGAUUUGUUAAAGCGAAUUAUCGAAUGACACGCGAGGACGCCAAUGUUGAAUAUAAAAAGCUGAUGGACGAGCGAACGAUCAGCGAGGAAGAAUUGAAAACCGUCAACGACGAUUACGACCGGAUCAAGGCGCGUUUCAACGAAAAUAGAAUUUUUCUCGAGGUCGAGGCGCUUGAGAGAAAAUUGCUCGAUUUGAAGGAAGAAAAUAAGAAGAGCAAUGACUCGAUUCUGCGACAAAAAGAACAGGUUGAUUUUCUACCGCGUAAACAGGAGGCCUUGAAGUUGAUGAAAGAAUACGGUACGAUGCUCGAAGAAAAUUCCAAAACUCUUUAUUGA